Messenger RNA from Gracilinanus agilis (Agile Gracile Mouse Opossum), 748 nucleotides. RefSeq names its product DNA polymerase delta subunit 4-like. Lineage: Eukaryota; Metazoa; Chordata; Mammalia; Didelphimorphia; Didelphidae. Gene Ontology annotation, molecular function: DNA-directed DNA polymerase activity. The coding region runs from base 57 to 446 and encodes 129 amino acids. The transcript has 4 exons. Gene Ontology annotation, biological process: DNA synthesis involved in DNA repair; DNA-templated DNA replication. The record is from RefSeq and is a predicted model, not a curated record. Gene Ontology annotation, cellular component: delta DNA polymerase complex.
GUCCUCCACCCAGCAGCUGUCUCUCCCCAGGCCUCUCGCCCCCCUGGGUGGCUGCCAUGGGCCGGAAGAGGAGGCUCAUCACCGACUCCUUCCCCAGAGUGAAGAGGAGGAGGAAGGGCGGGCCGGGUCCUGGCAAGGGGGACGAGGCGCCCGAGCCAGGGCUGCGAGGUGGGGGCGAGGGCCAGGACGGGACACCGGGCAGCAGAGAGGAGGAGCCAGGGGAGGAGGCCCGUGAAGCCCAGAAGGACAAAAGCCACUUAGAGAUACUGAGGCAAUUUGACCUGGACUCGCAUUUUGGGCCCUGUACAGGUAUCACUCGACUCCAAAGAUGGGAACGAGCAGAGCUUCUGGGCCUGGAGCCUCCCCAGGAGGUGCUCAAGGUGCUUUGGGCCCACCCUGAAGAUGCCCAGUACCAGUGCAGCCUCUGGUACCUGUACCCCAUCUAAAGGAAGCCCUUCUGAAGUCCCGCCCAGUGCAUCCCCGCUGCUUUCCCGGGGCCUCUGGAAUGGACAGGGGACCCCACUGCUGUUUCUUCAAUCAACCCCAUGCUGGAGGGGCCUUGGGGAGGGGAGGGGCUGGGAAGACUCUUCCAGAGGACAGGAUUAAACCAGAGCCCCAGGACUCCAGGUUCGGACUGCCAUGCCCCAGUGCUAUGCCCCAGUGGCUCCCGAAAGCAGGCAGUCUCAGCCAGGCAGCCCAGUGGGGCUCAUCAGAAGGGGUGGCUUCCUGUCCCCCCUGUACUUCCCUG